UUCGUGUUCAGUCAGUUGUUGGGCGCCGCCACGUUUGGACGUUCUCUCUCUUUCACCUGCUAGUUACAUCGUGUCAUUUUCCGUGUGGCCACGUUACAAUAUUCAAGCCAUUGAAGAACAGCAUUGACAACAACAACACAAAAAGGGGGGCACACCUGUUCUUCUAGCAUAGCUAAAUCCGGCAAUGUGGUGACGACACGUUUUUCUGUUACCGGUAUUCAUUUUUACGUCAAAACAGCAGGGUGGAAAGAGGAGAAUAGUGGGUGCGGAAGUGGGGUUGAUUGUUUGAUGGGACGCAGUCAUAGAAAAUGCGGCAACAAGAGCAUCAACAACUGAGCGAAAUGGAUAACAACGACCGGAAACGUGACGAAACAACAUCGCUUGAUUCCACAGUUCAACACAAAGCGUCCGUCAAGGGACGGAUCAACAACGACCCUCUACCGCUAUCUAAUUGCGAUUUAAAUUUGAAGUUUGCAGAAGAUACGAACAGGAUCGACGAGCGAGCCUCGCCCACAUCCAUGUCGAUUGAAGGUAGCCAAGAGACGGUCCGUCUACCGGCCACUUUUGGGGUGAAAUUCCUCGGCAAACGGGAAGCCCGUGGGCUUUGGGGUAUCAAGUUCACGCGCAAACCUGUUGACGACAUGGUGGCACUAGCCAAAAACCUUAAACCGGGCACCUCCUUGCCUCAUCUUCACUUUAAGGUCGACUCCGCAGGUGUUACAAUCAGCGAAAUGCCCGAUAAUCGUUCUCGAGAUUUCGAGACAGGUUUUUACCCAGUCGACAUCAUCUCCUACGGUGUCCAGGAUGUUGUCUACACGAGGGUGUUUUCGAUGAUCGUCGUUCGUGAUACGACGGCCAUCUCUCCUUCGGCGCUAAUGGGCGGCACGGCGGCUCCGUUCGAAUGCUAUGCGUACGUCUGCGAUAGCCGACAGAGUGCCAGGACGUUGACCAUUGCCUUGGCAACGGCUUUCCAGGAAUUCAGUAAGACGGUCAAAAACCAAAAGACCAAGCACAAACGCAUCGCCAUCGACUUGCGCACGCCCGAACAAAUGGCCGCCGACUGUGAGGAUCAAGAAACCGAGGCGUGAACCAUUUUUUUUUCCCUCGUCACUUUCUUUUAAUUGCCCCCUCUCUGUUUUUUUUUUUUUCCUUUCGCGUGUGACUUUUUUUUUUACGUUUCUCCCAAAUUCCUCCAAUGUAGAAUUUUAUUUGAUUAUUCGGUGUAAUUUUGGAGAAUUAUACUGCAGCAGACUUUUGUCCAUAAAUA
Messenger RNA from Daphnia magna, 1267 nucleotides. RefSeq lists its product as uncharacterized. The record is from RefSeq and is a predicted model, not a curated record. Bases 309 to 1088 code for a protein of 259 amino acids. The transcript is spliced from 3 exons. Lineage: Eukaryota; Metazoa; Arthropoda; Branchiopoda; Diplostraca; Daphniidae.